Messenger RNA from Maniola jurtina (meadow brown), 5968 nucleotides. Its product is annotated as peroxidasin homolog pxn-2. Gene Ontology annotation, biological process: response to oxidative stress. The transcript is spliced from 24 exons. Gene Ontology annotation, molecular function: heme binding; peroxidase activity. Bases 309 to 4331 code for a protein of 1340 amino acids. NCBI's taxonomy places the organism in Eukaryota, Metazoa, Arthropoda, Insecta, Lepidoptera, Nymphalidae. The record is from RefSeq and is a predicted model, not a curated record.
UGGGGACGCGAAAAUUUUUGUCAUUGUAUACGCAAUCGGGGAAGAUAGCGUCAUCACCGAACGUAACCGCCAAGUUUGAUAACUGCUAACUUUCUCUUGGCAGUAAGCGAAGGAAGCCCUGCAUCCAGCUUCACUCCGCGGCAGUCAGCGAGCCAGCACGUUCGCGAGGAACGGCGCGCGCUCGCGAUCCAACGCGAAAUUCAAAAUUAGAACUUCGACACGAAAAGUGAUAUUUACCGGGCAGACGUGUUUUGUUUUGUCUAUGAUUUUUUUGAGUGACCAUUGUUCGUUUUGUUUUUGGUGACAUCAUGGGAUCUAUGAAAAUGAUAAGACGAAGUCUAUGGUUUUUGGCGGUUGUGUCGCUACAGACACAGGCGCAGAAAAGCAGAAUAGAAGACAGCAACGGACAAACAGUUCCUAGUGACUUAAGAAGAGCAGUUAGCGAAGCGUUAGCCGCUGAGAGGAGGUUUUUGCUGGGAGCUAAGGAUGUAUACAAUUGUACUUCUGAGGAGGACGACGUAAGCAACACGCCGUGUCCUCCCAGCAAGUACCGAAGUGCCAGCGGAGAGUGCAACAAUGUGAGGCAUCGACCGUGGGGAAGAAGAGGCGAUGUACUCAUACGACUGCUGCCUCCGAAUUACGCUGAUGGUGUAUCACAGCCAAUGUCACCUCCCCGUCUACCAGAGCCAGCGCUGGCGAUCAUGGCGGUGGCUCAGUUGGCUCAGCCCGCGGAACACGACUACGUCACCAGCAUGCUGGCUGCGUGGGGACAGUUUGUGAUGGAUGACCUCAUCGCCACAGCUAACGGAAAUAAGAAUUGCCAGGGACCAGUUUGCGAGUAUAUGCGUUCAGCGCCGACGAGAAAUAUCGACAACUGUGGUUUUGAGCACAGAGAACAGAUGAACAUGGCAACGUCCGUAUUAGACGGUUCCGCUCUGUACGGAAGCUCGGAAAAAGAGCUUCGGUCGCUGCGGCUGUAUGACGCAGGGAAAAUGGACGUGGGCUCUUGUCGCAAAUGUAAGGACGGUUCGCCAACGGCUCCUCUAUACAGAACCCUGGUAGCAGAACACAACCGCAUAGCCGGCCAGCUGUACUCGAUGAAUCCUUUCUGGGAAGACAACACUCUGUUCUUAGAGGCUCGAAGAGCUAUGGCCGCAAUCAUCCAGCACAUUACUUAUAAUGAGUUUCUGCCAGUCUUGUUGGGAGAGGUUGGAAUGGCCAAAGCGGAGCUAAAACUAACUUCCCUGGGAUUCUGGCGCGGAUAUUCUAGUUCCAACCGUGCUGGUGCGUACGCCGAAUUGGUCUCAGUAGCUCCGAUUUUUAGCGCUAUGAUGAAUGAGAAAUUGCUAAACACUACAGUAACUCUUCAAGACCUGGUCAAAACAAAUUCUCACCAAGUAUCUAGGUUCCCCUCGUCAGCCCAGUGGGACCUCAAUCGAGCUCGCGAUCAUGGCCUGCCGUCGUAUCUGAAGGUUCUACGUAUGUGCGACCCCAUGGCUAAUGUCAAGUCCUACGGUGAUUUCGAUAAGCUCGGUUUCGACAGAACUCACCAGGAAAUGAUGGCUGACAUGUACAGAAACGCUGAAGACAUUGAGCUGAUGAUAGCUGGAGCCAUAGAGAAACCCGCUUCUGGUGCAGUCAUUGGAUCUACUUUAGCAUGCGUACUGGCUUUUCAAUUCGCUAACUUGAAAAAGAGUGAUAGAUUCUGGUAUGAAAAUGAUCUUCCUCCAUCCUCCUUCGCUCCGGAGCAACUUGCAGCUAUCAGAAGAGUAUCUCUUGCUGGUCUCCUGUGUGCUGCUGACGAGACUCUCGACCGCAUCCAACCUAAAGCCUUCGUCAAGGAAGAUCCGUACUUGAACGCAGCUCAACAGUGCUCGCAGCACAGCAGCCUGGAGGUGUCGGCGUGGCGCGACGACACGGGUGCCAAGGCCGCCGAGCGCCUGUCGCAAGACAUGCUCGCCGCCGCGAUGCACAAGGCCAAGAAAGAGAUGGCGGACCGAAAGAAGCUCGAGUACAUGCUCUGGGAAACGCAUGGAGGAGCUGAUCCUAAGUCGCCAGUUGGAACUGCAGCCUCAUUCUCCAAGGCCAAUAAAUAUGCACUGAAGCUCGCAAACACUUCAUUGUUCUUUGAGUUCGCCACCAACGAACUUCUCAACUCUGUUAAUGGACGUCGCCGCAAACGUCAGAUAUUCAGCGAUUCCCUCGGAUUCGGUUCAGCAAACGAUUUCGUGGAUUCCUUACAAUCCGUCGACGUCAGUAGCUUCCUCGGUCAGGACCAACUCGGGCCGGUCAUCGAACCCCAGUGCGACGAUAGUAGCAGCUGCGACCCUGACAACCCGUUCAGAACUUACACCGGACAUUGUAACAACUUGAGAAAUCCUAACUUGGGGAAGAGUUUGACUACCUUCGCGAGGUUACUGCCGCCCGUGUAUGAAGAUGGUGUAAGUCGUCCCCGCAUCAACUCGGUGACAGGAACGCCGCUGCCGUCGCCUCGCAUCGUGUCUACAGUGAUCCACCCUGACAUCUCCAACCUGCACACCCGCUACACUUUGAUGGUGAUGCAGUUCGCUCAAUUCCUUGACCACGAACUUACUAUGACUCCAAUUCAUAAAGGUUUCCACGAAUCGAUCCCCGACUGUCGAUCAUGUGAUUCGCCUAGAACCGUGCACCCUGAGUGCAACCCAUUCCCCGUACCGCGUGGAGAUCACUACUACCCUGAAGUCAACAUCACAUCGGGCGAACGACUGUGCUUCCCUUUCAUGAGAAGUUUACCUGGACAACAACAAUUAGGACCUCGUGAGCAAGUGAACCAAAACACGGCGUUCAUCGACGCGUCGGUGGUGUACGGCGAGAACCCGUGCAUCGUGCGCAAGCUGCGCGGCUUCAACGGCCGCCUCAACGCCACGGCCAACCCGCACAACGGCCGCGACCUGCUGCCGCGCUCCGACAACCAUCCUGAGUGCAAGGCUCCUAGCGGUUUCUGUUUCAUUGCUGGUGACGGCAGAGCAUCCGAGCAGCCUGGUCUAACCGCUAUUCACACAAUCUUCCUCCGAGAGCACAACCGCGUGAUAGAAGGCUUACGAGGUGUCAAUCCUCACUGGGACGCGGACCUUCUGUUCGAGCAUGCUCGGCGCAUCAUCGCCGCGCAAUUGUCCCACGUCAUCUACAAUGAGUUCCUGCCGAGAUUGCUUUCCUGGAACGCAGUCAAUCUAUACGGGCUCAAAUUGUUGCCUUCUGGUUACUACAAAGAAUACUCACCAACAUGCAACCCAUCCAUCGUGACGGAAUUCGCAGCAGCCGCGUUCCGAUUUGGUCACUCGUUGCUCAGACCGCACUUACCACGUCUAUCACCAAACUACACACCAGUCGACCCACCUAUCCUAUUGAGAGACGGAUUCUUCAGACCUGACAUGUUCAUGAACCAUCCACCAAUGGUAGACGAACUUAUCCGAGGCCUCACAUCCACCCCCAUGGAAACACUCGAUCAAUUCAUCACUGGUGAAGUCACCAACCAUCUGUUCGAGGAUCGCAAAAUUCCCUUCUCAGGCAUUGACUUAGUCGCCCUGAACAUACAAAGAGCGAGAGACCACGGCGUUCCCAGCUAUAACAACUACAGAGCACUUUGCAACCUGAAGAGAGCUACUACCUUCGAAGACUUGGCUAGGGAGAUACCUGAUGAAGUUAUUGCUAGGUUUAAGAGGAUAUACGCAACAGUGGACGACAUUGACCUGUUCCCGGGAGGUAUGAGCGAGCGACCACUGCAGGGCGGGCUGGUGGGGCCCACCUUUGCCUGCAUCAUCGCCAUACAGUUCCGACAGCUCAGAAAAUGUGACCGCUUCUGGUACGAGAACGACAAUCGAGCGGCGCGCUUCACGGAGCAGCAGCUGGCGGAGAUCCGCAAGACGACGCUGUCCAAGAUCAUGUGUGACAACUUCGACGUGGCCAGCGACAUCCAGCGCGCCGCCUUCGACCUGCCCAGCAACUUCCUGAAUCCCCGCGUGCCAUGCUCGUCUCUGCCCAAGAUCGACCUGUCAGCGUGGCGCGAAAGCUCCACGCAAGGCUGCCUCAUCGCCGCACGUAAUGUGGCGCUCGGGGACUCGGCCUUCCCGUCGCCUUGCACCUCCUGCAUUUGCACUGUUGAAGGGGCCCAAUGCGCGUCCCUCCGCAUAACAGACUGCGCGCAGCUAUGGCGCGAAUGGCCGAGAGAGGCUGUGUUACGCGACGACGUAUGUACCGCGCAGUGCGGCGCUGCGCCCGCGCAACAACGCGCGCCGAGGCGACAAAAUCUCAACUUUAAGUUCCCCGACCUUACGCCCUUCAUCGCGAAGUGAGGAGAAAAGUGAACAAGGGAGACUUGUGUUGAGUGAUAAAUAGACUAAAGAAUUCAGUGCCCAUUCACGUUGAUUCGUGUACAUCAAGAGAGACAACCUAUUAGGCCGAGCUGAGCGUGCACUCCAAAAUGUGCGACAGCAGACUGUUGCAUGUCCGUACAAACUGCAAAGCGCGCAUACUAGCAUCAAAUUAAAGAAGCGGAUGUAGUCCGACCUUAGGUAUUGAGUAGUAUCUACCUAUUAAUUUAGUCGAGAAACCAAUACCCCUUACCAAACGACCCGCAAGAACCGCAAUCUGGCACAUUCAUAUUAAAAAGAAAGUUUUACACACAUUUCAAUAUGUGUGUGCUAGAUUCGGUCGCAUAAGGCGAAACAAAGUAAUGCUGCUGACGUCAGAACAGCUUCUAGAAUCUAGCUCAUUACAGAAUCAAAAUAAGUCACGGAUAGUAUCAUGUAUUUUGUGCAUGAUAGUGAUGUGAAAUGCUACGAAGAUAUCGAUUCUGUUUAGGUAUUUGCGAAUUACGAAUCCUACUUGCCUUAUGCCCGUUUUUGAUAUUUAAUCUAUCUGUAAUCUAUAGAUCGGUAACUUAGGAACGUUGUUAUUUGUCAAAAACACCAUAGCUACAAUAUAUUUUGACAUGAUCUUGACAAAAAACAGCGUUGCUAAGUAACUUGUCCCCAGAUUACAGAUAGAUUUAAUAUUGAAAACGCAUGUUAAAUAUAACUGAUUGGUUUGGCUCUCUUGAUUGAAGAAACGGUCAUGCGUUAAUGGAGGGUAUAAUAAUCGUGUCCAUGUGUCAGUGUACCUACAGACCAAGUGAUGUGUAUGGUUUUAGAUGAAGAUAAACAUUUCACGUCGCCACACUUGUUGAUAUCGUAGACUUUAUGUAAUGUAUGUAGCUAAAGUCAGCGGUGCUAAUAGAAAAUGUUGAACUAGAGUCUUAAAUGAUACUUAUUUAUUAAUUUUUAACAUUAAAAUAUACAUAUGAAGAAAUACUGCUAACUAUUACGAAAGUUAAUUUAAAACAAUCUAUAAAAAAUAUUAGGUCAAUACUUACCUAAGUAUUAAAAAUUUAUUAUCUUACCUAGUUAUAAAUAAAAAAAAAAAACCACAACGUUAAAACUAUUUACAUAUAAAAAAAGAGUAUUUAAAAAACUGAUUGUUACAAGGAGAUUCAGUUGUAUGCCUAAGUCAAAGUACCUAGAUUUAAAAAAAAUUAUCAACAUCGAAAAUCUUAAAUAUUUUAUUAUUAUCAACAUUUUCAUACAGGUUUGCACAAUAAACUUACAAACUGCGCAUUUAUGGCCAUCUUAAGCUUUAAUUGAAGGAGAUACAAAAUAGUUUAAGAAAACAAUAUUGCUGUCUCAAUUAUUAUGGAGACUCAGUUUAUUUUUAUAAUGCCGAAUUUUACCAAUGUUACCAUUUUACGUACAAGCAGAAUAAUCUAUGUAUUUUUGUCAUAAGUAGAUUUUGUCGAUAAAUAACAAUUCACUGCCUACUUACGUCCCUAGUAUUAUGUUUGUAAAUUAUUUUUGUAAAAUAUUGGCAUAGUAAUUAAUUUUAGUUAAGUAGUUUUAUUCUUACUAACAAGUACGUAAGUUACUUUAAUGAAUAAAAUCUCACAAAUAGUCAGUCA